AUGAAAGUGUUUAUUGUUCUAGCUGCCUUGUUAGCUGCAGUCUGUGCCCUGCCCAUUGAGGACCGCAUCAACGGCGAGAAUGGUUGGUACAUUCCCCGCAUUGAUGGCACCAGCGAGUGGAUGGAUCUCGCUGAAGGCGAGCAACUGUUGGAGAAAGGUGCAUUGAUGGAAGGACGCAUUAGCACUAAUGCUGUUAACUUCUAUCUGUACACCAAGUCCAAUCCCACCGAUGGCAAGAAAAUCGAAGCCAAGGAAGCCUCCAUUCGUGAUUCCCACUUCAAUAAGGAUCAUCCCACUCGCUUUGUGAUUCACGGCUGGACCCAGAGCCACUCUGACUCCAUGAAUACUAGAAUCACUAAGGCUUGGCUCUCCAAGGGUGACUACAACAUCAUCAUUGUCGAUUGGGCCCGCGCUCGCUCUGUGGAUUAUGCCUCCUCUGUUAUGGCUGUGGCCGGAGCUGGUGGCAAGGUCGGCGACAUGAUCAAGUAUUUGAAUGAACAUCACGGCAUGUCCCUAGACAGUCUGUAUGUUAUUGGUCACAGCUUGGGCGCCCAUGUCUCUGGCUACGCUGGUAAAACUGUUGGCGAGGGCCGAAUUCACACCAUCAUCGGUCUGGACCCCGCUCUUCCCCUCUUCAGUUACAACAAACCUAACAAGCGUCUGUCCUCCGGCGAUGCUCAUUACGUGGAAUCUAUUCAGACCAACGGUGGCAAGCUGGGUUUCCUUAAGCCCAUUGGCAAAGGUGCCUUCUACCCCAACGGUGGCAAGAAGCAGCCUGGUUGUGGCAUUGAUGCCACUGGCUCUUGCUCCCACGGCCGCUCUGUUACCUAUUACGCCGAGGCUGUUACCGAGGAUAACUUUGGCACCAUCAAGUGCGGCGACUAUGAAGAUGCCGUGGCCAAGAGGUGUGGCAGCACCUACAGCAGUGCCCGAAUGGGAGCUGAUACCAAUGCCUACAUGGUCGACGGUGAAUUCUAUGUUCCAGUGAACAGCAAGCAACCUUUUGGCAUGAUUCACUAAUCUAUGUAUUUUUAAAUGCUUAUGAAUAAAUAAAUGCAAAUAA
Messenger RNA from Drosophila albomicans, 1063 nucleotides. RefSeq names its product phospholipase A1-like. NCBI's taxonomy places the organism in Eukaryota, Metazoa, Arthropoda, Insecta, Diptera, Drosophilidae. Gene Ontology annotation, biological process: lipid metabolic process. Gene Ontology annotation, molecular function: lipase activity. The record is from RefSeq and is a predicted model, not a curated record.